Messenger RNA from Trifolium pratense (red clover), 2721 nucleotides. RefSeq lists its product as uncharacterized. The coding region runs from base 1 to 2721 and encodes 906 amino acids. The transcript has 15 exons. Lineage: Eukaryota; Viridiplantae; Streptophyta; Magnoliopsida; Fabales; Fabaceae. The record is from RefSeq and is a predicted model, not a curated record.
AUGCAGUUGGAAACUUUGAAAAUUAAGAAUUGUGAUGAACUGAAGCACAUAAUAAUAGAUACUGGAUAUCAUAACAUUGGUGGCAACAUCUGUGUCAAUGUCUUCCCAAAAUUGAAAGAGCUCUCUGUUGAAGAUUGUGCUCAAUUGGAAUACAUAUUUGGACAUGACACUAGUAGUGAUCAUCAAAAUGAUAUGGGGAUUCAGCUUCAUCUUCCAGAAUUGAGAAAACUCCAUCUUGCCAGUCUGCCAAGUUUGAUCGCCAUGUGUCCCAAACAAUAUCGAAUAACAUAUCCUUGUUUGAAAUAUCUUUGUAUCUGGAAAUGUUCCCAGGAUAAUACAAUCAUUAAGGAAUUGAGUGGGAACAUUGAUCUUUUUCUCACUUUGGAAACACUCACGGUAUACAAUUCCAAUGUAGAAAAUAUAUUUUCCCUGAAUGAAAUUGAUGAACAGCAACUGGACUUAGCUUUGCGAUACAUUUUCUUGAUUGAUCUGCCUAUGAUGACUUGUCUUUUUGUGGGUCCCAAAUAUUCAUUUGCCCUCACAAACCUUACACGCAUAACAAUCAUGCGAUGUGACAAAUUGAAAAUUGCAUUCUCCACUUCCAUUUUAAGAUUUCUACCACAGUUGUUUUAUUUAACAAUAGGAGAAUGCAAAGAGUUGGAACAUAUUAUUGAAGAUCAUGAUGGUUUGGAGAAUAAAAACAAUUCAACAACAUGCUUCCCAAAGCUAGAAGGACUUGCUGUUAUAAAGUGCAACAAGUUGAAAUUUGUCUUUCCAUUCUCUGUAUGUAAAGAGCUUCCGAAGCUAACUUUUCUGAUGAUAACAGAAGCAAAUGAGUUAGAGAAAAUAUUCAAAAGUGAAGAUGAUCAGAAAGUUGAUAUUCCAAAUCUAAAUGUUUUAGUAUUUGAUAUGCUGCCAAGCCUCUGUUGUGCUCAGGGAAAUCAAUUCCAGACUGUAAAAAAUCGCUUCAUGCGGGAUUGUCAACAAAUCAAACUGACUUCAGCAUCAACAACCAACACCUUCAUAGAAAUUGAAAUUGAAAAGAUACGUUACAUCAUGGGUACCGUCAUAGGUACCGUCAUAGAUUAUGGUUUGUAUGAGAAAGUGGUAGAUCUAUUUAAUCAACCACGAAGUGCAGAAUCCACCAAAGAUUUUGAUACUGAGUCGAAUUUAGCAAGUGUUGAAAUUGUUGAAAAUGCUGGGAUUGAACAACUGCCAAGUGCAAAAAUCACUGAAGAUUUUGAACUACCAGUUGAUCAAGGGGAUCCUUCUCAAAAAGUAGAAGAUUUAGCAAUACUACCAACAAACUCAAAAAUUCAAAUGAAACAAACACCAAAGACAGAGCAUGAAUUUGUUGAAAAUGUUCCAGAUUUAGCAAUACUACCAACAAAAUCAGGAGAGUUGCAGAAUGAACAAUCACUUGGAGAAACUGAUACUACAUUCCAAUUUUCUCAAUUGGAGGGAUCAACAUCAGAAAAAACAGCAGUUGCAACUGUGUCUUCCAUUUCAAGAACAAAGAAUGAGCCACCAAUGCAAGUAGUUACAUCUAAACAAAAGGGUAUUGAGAUAGAAGGAACUUCUAAGACUAAUAAUGAUCAAGUUUCUCUAAAUGGCGAUGCUUUGAUGAAAGUAAACUCAUAUGUUGAGGAACAAUUUUCUAAGGAUGAUGAAAUAAUAGUUUCCAAAUCUGAACCCUCUCCGAGCAUCACAUCUUCUGUUGCAUCUAAAUGGAAUCCUUCUCAAAAAUUAGAAGAUUUAGCAAUACUACCAACAAAUUCAAAAAUACAAAUGAAACAAACACCAAAGGCAGAGCAUGAGUUUGUUAAAAAUGUUAUGGAUUUAGCAAUAAUAUCAACAAAUUCUGAAGAGUUGCUGAAUGAACAAUCACUUGGAGAAACUGAUACUAUCAUCAAACCUUCUCAAUUGGAUGGAUCAACAUCAGAAAAAACACCAGUUGCAACUAUGUCCACCAUUUCAGGAACAAAGAAUGAGCCACCUAUACAAGUGGUUGCUUCUAAACAAAAGGGUAUUGAGGUUGAGAUAGAAGGUGUUUCUAAGACUAAUAAUGAUCAAGUUUCUUCAAAUGGCGACGCUUUCAUUAAAGUAAACUCAAAUGUUGCCAGAUCUAAACCCUCCUUUCCUAGCAUCACAUCUCCUAUUGCAUCUCAGGGUAUCUUAUUGCUUUGUUUUAUACUUUCAGGUGACCCUUUUCUUGUCAAGAGGGAGCUUGAGGAACUGGUCUCCAAGAAUCAUUUGGAUUAUGAGAAUAUGUCUUUAUUAACUGAUUUUCUUGUUAGGAAUCCUUCUGUUCGUUUAAAAGACACUUCACUUGGUGAUAUAUACAAGGGUUGUGCCUAUAACUUCCUAGCUAAGCUAUUGAAAUUCCUCGAAACCCAUAGUUUGCUGGAAGUAUCAGGCUCGAGCCACUCUGAAUUUGUGGAGCUAUUACAAGUUGUGCGAAACUUUGCUUUUGAUAAGGAAUGGUUGGUUGGUGUCGAGAGGCGUGUUUUAUUUCCUGAAAUACAAGUAUCUCAAGAUGCCUUUGAAAAAUUAUUGGAUUCCAAGAAACGGGUUGCUAAGGAUGUUGAAGACUUGCGUUUGAAGAUAGAUUUUUUAAGUCAAGUGGCUGAAGAUCUUAAGCAUCAAUUGACAUCCUCUGAAGCUGUUUUGGAGAGUAUCAUUCAACAAGAGGCAAUUUUAAGUGCCCCUAUUGGUUAUUAG